Molecule: messenger RNA, 8160 nt
Organism: Erpetoichthys calabaricus (reedfish)
Lineage: Eukaryota; Metazoa; Chordata; Cladistia; Polypteriformes; Polypteridae
Product: E3 ubiquitin-protein ligase RBBP6-like
Exons: 13
Coding region: 2791-7809 (1672 amino acids)
Biological process (GO): mRNA processing; ubiquitin-dependent protein catabolic process; protein ubiquitination
Cellular component (GO): nucleus
Molecular function (GO): ubiquitin protein ligase activity; zinc ion binding; nucleic acid binding
Source: RefSeq, a predicted model, not a curated record
AGCCAGCAGUAUGUUAUUUCAUGUUUAGAACUUUAUAAACUUGUAUAAACCUUAAUGCAGUGUAAAGAUGUAUAUAUAAAUGUUCAAAAGUAGUUUUUCAUAGUUUGUUUAGACCACUUGAACAUAAUGCACAAUCUGAUGGAUGCCUUUUAAGAACAUAUGACAUUGCCUGAAAUAGGCAAAAUCUCAUUUUAAAAUACAUUUAAAUGCAUGAUGGUGCAUUAUUGCCCUUUCAAAGUAACUGCUAGUUUCUUGUGGUAUGAAGUUCCUCUCACAUGCCAUCCUGGUUUUACAAUAAAAACUACUUGUAACACGACUUAAUGUUGAUAUUCACUUAAGGAUGAUUGCUUUUGACUGUGAAAUUUUAAGCAGUAUAUGUUAUUGGUCAUCCUCAAUCAAUUUUCAGUUUUGUGGUUAGUUUUGAUUGCUUCAUAACUUUACCAAGUUUGUUUGUAUGCAGGCUUCAUUUACUGUACACUAACAAAGAUUAUGUGGCAUAGGUGGAGACCAAGUGAAAAUAUCACAUUAGAGUCCAGCAUGCCUUUUGGAAAGUAGAGAAUACUGUAAAAAUCAGAAUAAAAGACUUGAAUUCAUCUCCUCACUGUAAAACAGUAGUGCAAGUUCCCAAAGGAGCGAGAUGGGUUUUUUUUGUUUUUUUUUUGCUAAAUUUGCAGGCUGCUCGUUUACUGAAUAAUUUCACUUUAUAAAAAGUGAUAUGACAUUAUUCAAUGUGUAGGAAAAAAAAAGUAUUCAAAAGUAAGACUGGCUCAUUCAUACCGUCUCUAUUUUCUUGUUAGCUUUACAGAUUCCAGACUUUGGAAAUUUACUAUAAUCAUUUUUAAUUCAGAGAAAACCUAGCUUGCUGAAACACUUUAUUGUGGCAAUCUUUAAACUUGGGUGAUCUUUUACAAGCAUAUAUGUUUAGAGAUGUUUUUAGUUCUGCAUUUAUUCUACAGAGGAAUUAGCUACUGAAGGUAGACCUGCUAGCAUUAUGAAUUAUGUAAUCAAUCUUUAAGUUUUAGUUUCAGGAACACUUCUGUUUUGGUUGUUCUCACAUGUGAUACUACUUCUUUGAGAGGCAGCAGUAGCUUCAGUGUGCAGCCUCUGGCAGGUUUUUGAUUCCUUAAAUUUUAGUAUGCUGUAAACAUUUCACAAAAUCUAGUUUUCUGUUCUUGGAAAUUUGCCUUUUUGAGAACAUUCCAAAUUUAUUCUGCUUGUAUGAAGUAUAGAUUUGCCCACCUGGCCAGAUUCUUUUGAAGUGUGCCUUAUCAUAGUAUUAAAUUCCAAUGUUUUUAAUUUUCCAUGAACAGAUUGAUGAUUCUGCUGCUUCUAUUUCUCUGGCCCAGCUAACAAAGGUAUACCUCUCUUGUUUUUUCUGCACAUUUUGUUUCACUCUUAAAGUACAUUAAUGUAUUUUAAACCUGUUAUACUUGAAUCAAGCUUGUGUUUCUGCUCAUGUUUUUUCUUUUUCUGUAAUGUCCCAAAACCUGAAUUUUUUCUGCUCAGAACGUGCUGAUGUUAUUUGUGAAAUGCUUGGCGAUGAGAACAGUACGCAUGGAAAAUCCUGUAAAGAGUUUGUGCCAUUGUAAUGACAGAAGGGGAGUACCUUAAGAGCCUCACUGUGGUAAUGCAAUGCGUUUGUGCCAUCAAGACUCCAUGAAGAAGCCCACUUACACCUCCGGGACGUAACGGUGCCCUCGUUCCGCAGCCCGUUGCUUUUUGUGUUGCCCUGGUUUUUUGUUUCGCUAUUUUUUUAUAUAUAUAUUUUUUAUAUGAAGAACCAGCAGUGCAUUUGUUCCCUUGCCCUGGCUUUUUUCGUAUGGACUUACUACCUUUUAAAGCUGACAAGUUUUGCCUUUUGUAUGCAAUUUGCAAAAUCAAUGGACUGAACCCUGUAUCUGAGUUCUCUGUUAAGCCAUGUAAUUGUGUAUCUCAUGUGGCACUAAAGAAGUAAUCUUAAAUGUAUGCUGAUGGUUUGUUUGCACACCAGCUUUGUAGCUGAAUGAGAAGUCCUCAAAGUAACCCUGCAGUCUCAAUUACAAUUUUAGCCAAUGGUUUCAUGACUUGUUCUUAACUUCUAAACAAAAAAGGAAUUUUGUUUCCCAGGUAUGCAUUUAACUGGAAUUGUGUGCAUUAUUUAAUCUCCAUCUAUUCUGUAAAACUGUACUGAUUUGCACCUUUUUGCCAGUUUAAGUGAAACUUUUGGCUAUUGUAUGGUUUCUUGUGUGUGCAAACAGAUCAAAUGCAUUAUGCUUGUAGUCCAUUAUUCUGACUGUUAACUGCUUGAAGAAUGUUUUAAGUGGAGCUUAAUAAGGUUUUCAUUUUAUCUGGAUACCCAUUUGUAAGUGGUACAGCUUUUUCCUUCUGUGAUCAUGAUAUAUAUUAGGUCCACUAAUAAACAGUUGAAACAGGCUGUGUGUUCAAUGAGUGAGUGUGACGCUGAGUUUGUGUGGCGUCCGGAGCCAGUCCUUCUGGCUUUUUUUACUCUUAGACCCUGGACAUAGCUGUUCAUCUUUCAAAACCUUGUGUGACUCCUUGAAUGGACUGUGCUGCAGUUUUCCUGGCCCUUGAAGACCUCUGGUUUUUAGGCCUGUAAAAUUUAAAGUAUUUGGUAAGAUUUCUUUCUGAAUUUUUAUAUCUCAGUGCUUUUGGCCAGUCUUUGCAUGCUUUAUGCCCAAAAGUCUGAUUAUUUCAAGAUUAACUUUACUUUAUAGUUUCAACCAUUGGGAGGUCCUUUGCUGCUUCACACACACCACUCAGAUCAAAGCAGGUAUGGUCAGGGCCUAACUGAUGUUAUUGAUUUGUAUGAACAUGCAGCACUCUGCAGCAAUCCCAUUGCAUCUCACACAAGGUGGAAGGCUAAAGGAACUCCCCGGUCUCCUCUGCUCGGGCAGCACACCCCGCUGCACAACAUCCAGGCCGUGGGAAGAGGCGCUUUGCGACUCUUUACAGGAUGUGUUGUGUGCACUCUUCUGUUGCUUGUAUGGUACCUUUGUAGCAAUUAUUCCUAAUGUGUUGCCUGUUGAACAGACUGCCAAUCUGGCUGAAGCAAAUGCAUCUGAGGAAGAUAAAAUCAGAGCUGUGAUGUCACAAUCAGUUUUUGAUUACGACCCCAUACAUUACUUGAAGAAACCUCUGGGACCACCACCUCCAACUUACACCUGUUUUCGCUGUCGUAAAUCAGGACACUACAUUAAAAAUUGUCCAACUAAUGGGGACAAAAAUUUUGAAGCUGUACCAAGGAUUAAAAAGAGUACUGGUAUCCCCAGAAGUUUUAUGGUGGAAGUUGAUGAUCCCAACAUGAAAGGGGCAAUGCUUACCAACACAGGAACAUUUGCAAUUCCUACUAUUGAUGCGGAGGCCUAUAAAAUUGGAAAGAAGGAGAAACCACCAUUUUUGCCACAGGAGCAGUCUUCGUCAUCAGAGGAAGAGGAUCCCAUACCAGAUGAGUUACUCUGUCUAAUCUGCAAGGACAUCAUGACAGAUGCAGUUGUCAUCCCCUGUUGUGGGAAUAGCUACUGUGAUGAAUGUAUUCGAUCAUUCCUACUAGAAUCAGAUGAACAUAUUUGUCCUACCUGUCACCAGUCUGAUGUUUCUCCAGAUGCCUUGAUUGCAAACAAAUUCUUACGUCAGGCUGUUAACAAUUUUAAAAACGAAACUGGAUACACCAAAAGAAUUCGUAAGGGGCAAAGCUGUCAAACUGGACAAGUUCAGAACCAGGUUAGACAACAGCCACAGCGUCCAAUGCAGAGCCGUGGAAACUCCAGGCAGCAGGAUCCACUAAUUUCUAAUGCUCCAGCUACUGAUGUUGCUUCAUCUACUGCUCAGCCUCAAGUUGUUCAACAAACGCCUGUUUUACCUUCUACGCUUCCAUCAGCUUCACCUUCUCUACAGGUGAAUGUAGAAUCCAGUAGCCCUCCUCCUGAUGUGUCAUCUUCUGUCCCCUCACCUCAACCUACAGUUAAGCAAGAAGAUCCACCCCCCACCUCAGCUCCAGUAAAAGAUCAAGAUAAAUCUGCACUGAGCAAUGCUCCACCUGUAACUGCUUCUGUAGACACAUCUGUCACCACUGUCUCAUUGCCAAAGCAGGGAUAUCAAGUACCAGUGCUUGGUCAGCCACUUCCUCAUGGCCACUGCAUCCCUACCACAGGGCAGCCAAUUAGGUCUAGCUCUGCUCGUCCUGGAACAAGUCGCCAGGCCUGGGAAACAUCGGCUAGCAGAGGAAGACCACCUAGUGAAAGACCCUCAAGAGCACAGGCUGUUACCUUACCCAGCAAUGCCCCAGUGUAUGCACCUCCCCCAUCACUCUUUCCUCCUCCUCCACCACAUUCGCUGCCUUUGGCCACAGGGGUGCCCCCUCCUCAGUUUUCACCACAGUUUCCUCCAGGGCAACCACCAAAUAGUGGGUACAGUGUUCCCCCCCCUGGCUUCCCUCCAGCACCAGCAACAGUCAACACCCCUUGGGUACCUCCUGGAACAAAUGCACCAUUGGGUAACACCAUUCCCUCAAUCACACAGGCACCCCCUCUCUCCAGGGAAGAAUUUUACAGACAGCAGCGGCGGUUAAAGGAGGAGGAGAAGAAAUCCAAACUUGAUGAGUUCACCAAUGACUUUGCCAAAGAGUUGCUAGAGUACCGAAAGAUCCAAAAAGAGAGACGGCGCUCAUAUUCCAGGUCUAAGUCAUCUUAUAGUGGCUCUUCCUUCAGUGGAAGCUCCUACACCUAUUCGAAGUCCAGGUCUCGCUCCUCUCGCUCCUAUUCCAGAUCUGUGAGUCGCUCGCAUUCACGGUCUUACUCCAGAUCUCCAGUCUAUCCCAGAAGAGGAGGGGGAGGAAGGAGUCGAAGUUACCGUUCUCGAUCACGUUCCCAUGGGUACCACCGCUCCCGCUCCAGGUCUCCAGCCUACAGGGGAGGAGGAGGAGGAGGAGGAGGUGGCGGCGGAGGAGGAGGGGGAGGGGGUGGAGGUGGUGGGGGAUAUCGUUCACGAUCGCGAUCCCCUACUUACCGGACUCAUUCUCCCAAUAAACGGCCUGUGCCUCCACCCCAGCCUGAAGGAGAAAGAGAGUAUUACAACAGGUACCGAGAGGCUCCACCCUAUGAUUUGAAAGCCUACUAUGGCCGUUCUGUGGACCAGAGGGACCCCUAUGAGAGAGAGAGGUAUAGGGAAUGGGAGCGGAAGUACAGAGAAUGGUAUGAAAAGUACUACAAGUCCUACAGUGCCCACAGUGCAGGCAAUCCACCUCGGCAAAGACCCCCUCCUUCCAACAGAGAGCACUUUACCCCUGAGCGCUUUGCACCACUUGGGCCAAGACGUGAUAAUUCUCCAUAUGGUAGAGGACGUAAAGAUGACUAUCCACCUAUUGGGUUGGGCCAGAGGGUCCAUAAUAUUCCUGCUGCUUACCCUGAACGGUUUAUGUUAAAGGAAAGCCAUGGCUGUGGCAAGGAGCUGAGCAAAACCUCAAAGGAGAAAGAGGCAGAAAAUCUUCCUGUGGAUGCAAAGAGUUCAAAACACAAGAAACACAGGAAGAGGAGAAAAGGUGAUGAAAGCGAGUUAUUUGGAACAGCACCCCAAGAACUGCCACGCAAGCCUGUAGCUGGAGACGACGUCAAGGGAGAAUCUCUUCUCCUUUCCCUGAGUCGAGAUGAUGCCACCCCUGUUCGAGAUGAGCCAAUGGACAGCACCUCCAUUUCAUAUAAAGCAGUAGCCGAGAGAGACAAAAAAGAAAAGGUCAAAGCCAAAGUGGAAAAAGUAAAACGCAAACCAGAUAUCCCAGCCACUAAAAAGGACUCUCAGGUGAAGCCACUGAAGCCCCCAGAGAGAGACAAAUCCCCUAGAACUGAGCCACCACCCAAGAAGCCCAAAGAGGAACCAUCCCAGAAAGUAGAAUCAACAAAGACACAUGGGUCCCAGAGGGAAGCCCCAGCAUCACGCAAAGCACCCACUAAACCAGUGAAACAUCACAAUGAGCUUAAGGCCACAAAAGAAGAGAAAACCAAAGAGAAGCGUGAGCAGACAAGAGAGGCAGCAAAAGUUGAAAAGCCUCCCAACAAAGAAGAGAAGCCCAAGAAGGACAGUGAUGAGAAAGCCAGUAAGACCACAGAAGCAAAACCAGAGAAAAAGAAGAGGAAAGAUGACAAAGAUCCUGAAGUGCCUUCUAUCAAGUCGCCACGAGUUGAGGCAGCAGAAGUACCUAAGCCAUCACCCAAGCCUAAAGUAGAAUCUGAGGCAGAGAAGCACUUAGAAAAGCCUGCUGUCAAGGAAGAGAAAAGCGCUCCUCUGAGGAAAAUCAAAAUCAACCGUGAAAUUGGGAAGAAGAUUGUGGCUGGAGAGAGCUCUGUUCCUGUGGUGGAGAAGAAUCGACCUGAGAAAACAAAACCAAAGUUGCGGAGAAAAAUACAAACUCCUGAUUCCUUGCUUGUAGACUAUACCAGCACGAGUUCAACGGGAGGAAGUCCAGUGAGGAAGCAGGAAGAUAUCAAGAAAACAGUAGUGAAGACUUUGGAGGAAUACAACAAUGACAGUUCUGCACCAGCUGAAAAUGAAAUAGUGAUGAUUAAGGUGCCUCGGUCAAAAUGGGAGAAAGAGGACUACGAAUCAGAAGAAGACGAAGGGAAGGAAACACAGGCGCCAGCGACCAUUAAGCCCACAGCUCCUCCAAAGCCAUCUGGGGACUUCAAAAUUCCUGCCAAGGAUUCUCCUAAACCGUUUAAAGAGCCUGCAGGAGAAGAAUUGGCACCAGAAGCCAAGACUACAAAAGCUGCAGUGGCAGUGAGUGAGAAAGACAAGGCCAAAGACAAGGAAUCAACUGAUAAGAGAAAAGAGAGGGAGAAGAAGCCGGAGCGAACUGCUGAUCAGAGCUCUGGGAAAAAUGGCUCCACUGCCUCUGGCUCUUCUAAAGAAAGAGCUGUGGAAAAGACCGAAACUGCAUCUCGGGUGCCCCAAAAUAAAGAGGGAGCUCCCUCCACCACCUCUGACAAGAAAGCUGAGUCUGCAAUGGCAAGCAAAGAGCAUUCAGGUUCCAAGCGUAAGGAAGACAAGUUGAAGGAGUCCAUAAAGAAAAAAGACUCUCCCUCUGCAGGGUGGGAAUCCCUUCCAAAUUUAAAAAGCAGAGACCGGGACACUCAUUUAGAUCCGCCCAGGAAGACAACAACCACGGAACCUAAGAGGCCAGAACACAGCCCUGUUAGGGACCGGAAGCCACGAACCGAACCCAAAGUUGCACCCAGCUCCAAAAAGCCUGUUUCAGAAGAGCCACGAGCUGACCGGGCUCAUGGAAAGGAUGCACGCACCAGUAGGGAUCACAGUCUCCACAAACCCCACCGGACUGAUUCUCCUGAAGGCAGGUCUGAGCGGGAGCAUGCAAAGAACAAGCAGCCGCUUGUGCGAUCCAGUCGCCUCUCCUCCGAUUUGACCAGGGAGACUGAUGAGGCAGCCUUCGUGCCCGACUACAGUGAAAGUGACAGUGAGAGUGACCUCUCGCCGCACAGUAGCAAGCAUGCAAAAGAGAAGGGGCCGACAGCUGCCCCUGGUGAAAGCCAGGGCCACAGCAGUGCCAGCCCGUCUGACAGCCCAGCACGCAGCCGCAGUAGCAGUGCCAGUUCCGCAGGCAGCCAGGACAGCAAGAAGAAAAAGAAGAAGAAGGACAAGAAGAAACACAAAAAGCACAAGAAACACAAAAAGCACAAGAAGCACACUGGGCUGGAGCCAGAAACAGAAUUGAAAGGUCAAAAACAUAAACACAAGAAGAAGAAGUCGAAAAAAAGCAAAGACAAGGAGAAGGAAGAGCCCAAGGCAAAGGUGCCAGCCUAAAGGGGCGCUGUAAAUAGGGACUGCCCAUUGGCUUGGCUUUUUGUUUUUUUUUGGUUUUUUUAUUGCAUAUCUGUACAGAAGUGUGUGCGCAGAUUGGCGUUGCACUUUUUUUGUUUUUUGUUUUUUAAUUUGAGAGUGCGAAUUUAUUUGAACCCUAAACAGACUUUAAUACAGCUGUGUGAACGCGUGUAUCCAGCUGUGAGCAUUGUGCUGCUGGCCUCUCAGUAUGGAGAGAUGGGACUUAAUUUACUGUGAAUUAAUUUUUCUUUUGUAUCUAAUUUAUCAGCUGAAUGAUGACCCAUCACAAAAACUUUCUAUGUUGUUUUGAUUGUAAUAAAUUUUUUUCAGCAA